GAAGUUGUACUGGAUGAACGGGAGGUAUCCACACAGGCGGUCAAACUUUUUUUCUCUCGUUGAGUGGUGAUUCACUCCCAGGGGGCAUCUGACUCUUAGACUCCUCUGCUUCGUCGUACUUCCACUGACGUGUUUCCACUGUCUUCUCGUUUUUUUUUCGGCCCCUCGGUUGUCGGCUCCUGUCUGUCUGUUUUUUUCCGGUCAUCGUUGCGGUUCUUGGUAGACGCGUCUGGAGGCCAAACCCCCUUUCCCUUGGUCGGACCUGACUAUAUAACCUUCCGACGGGCUCCUUUCCAACCAGAUUCCACGCCAAGAUCGCAGCUAAGCGCACGCAAGAAGGAUUAAAAGAGAAAAGCGGGAGGUGGACAGGGCCGAUGAAGGCCACCGAGACCUGGCCGGCCAACCCGGCGGACUACUCCUCUUCCGGGGACGACAUCGGCGCGGUCGGCAUCUUCGGCACCGAAGGCGAGAAGAUCAAGGCCAAGGCGGGCGACAAUGGCGUCACUGGCGAUGCCGACUCGGCGAAGCAGGGCGAGCUGCAGCGGCAGCUGUCUGGGAGACACCUCAACUUCAUCGCUAUUGGAGGCACCAUUGGCACUGGGUUUUUCCUGGGCACCGGAACCGCGUUGGUCAAGGCCGGGCCGGCGGGAUGCCUGAUCUCCUACAUCUUUGUCGGGACCAUCCUGUGGUCUGUCAUGGUCUGCCUGGGCGAGAUGGCGACGUAUAUACCGACUGCGGGCGCCUUCUCGUCGUACGCGACGCGCUUUGUUGAUGCGAGCUUGGGCUUCGCUGUGGGAUGGCUGUACUGGUUUGGAUGGGCCGUCACCUACGCGCUGUCCCUUGUAGCCGCAGGACUCAUCAUUCAAUACUGGAACGAAGACAUCAACAUCGGCAUCAUCAUUGCCGUCUUCUGGGUCGUCUUCACCCUCGUCAACUACCUCCCUGUCGGCCUGUACGGGGAGUUCGAGAUGUGGCUGUCGAGUCUCAAGGUCAUCACCAUUGUUGGGUUCAUCAUCUUCGCCAUCUGCAUCGCCGGCGGCGUCGGCCAGGAGGGUGUGCUGGGCUUCACGUACUGGCACGACCCGGGUGCCUUCAACGAAUACCUCGUCUCGGGCGGCAUCGGCAAAUUCGUCGGUUUUUGGGCCGUCAUGAUCCAAGCCUCGGUCGCCUACCAGGGCGCCGAGCUCGUCGGCGUCGGCGCCGGCGAGGCCCGCGACCCGCGCAAGACGGUCCCGCAGGCGAUCCGCGUCACGUACUGGGGCAUCAUGGGCCUGUUCGUGGUGACGAUGCUCCUCAUCACCAUGGUGGUUCCGUCCGAUGACACUAGCCUGCUCAACGACUCGUCCAACGCCUCGGCCUCGCCGCUCGUCAUCGCCGCGCACCGCGCGGGCGUCAAGGUGCUGCCCGACAUCAUUAAUGCCGUGCUCCUCACCGCGGUCCUGUCGGCGGCCAACUCCAACGUCUACUCGGGCAGCCGCGUGCUGGUUGCGCUGGCCGAGGAGGGCCAGGCGCCGGCCAUCUUCAAGAAGACGAACCGCUUCGGAAUUCCCAUCUACUCCGUGGCGGGGACGGCCGCGUUUGGCCUGCUCGGCUUCCUCAACCUGUCGUCGGACGGCGGCAAGGUGUUCAACUGGCUGCUCAACAUCACGGGCGUGGCAGGACUGACCACGUGGGCGAGCACCUGCCUGUCGCACCUGUACUUCAUGCGGGCGCUCAAGGCGCAGGGGAUUGCCCGAAGCGAGCUGCCCUAUGUGUCGCGGUUCCAGCCGUACACGGCCAUCUACGGCCUGGCCAUGAACAUCCUGAUCACGCUGACGCAGGGGUUCACCGUCUUCAUCGACUGGGACGUGAGCAACUUCUUCGCGGCAUACAUCAGUCUGAUCCUGUUCGUGGUCCUGUGGGCAGGCCACAAGAUCUGGUAUCGGCAGCCGAGGGUUGACCCGGCCAGAGCUGAUCUCGUCCGUGGGCGCUACAAUCUAAGUGAGGAGCGGUCGGCUGCUGAUGGGGGCGUUUGA
Molecule: messenger RNA, 2015 nt
Organism: Parathielavia appendiculata
Lineage: Eukaryota; Fungi; Ascomycota; Sordariomycetes; Sordariales; Chaetomiaceae
Exons: 2
Coding region: 375-2015 (546 amino acids)
Biological process (GO): amino acid transmembrane transport
Cellular component (GO): membrane
Molecular function (GO): amino acid transmembrane transporter activity
Source: RefSeq, a predicted model, not a curated record